GUGUGACCAGACGUGAACAAGUCACCCGUCACGAUUGCUUUCCCACCAAAAAAGGGAAAACACCCACAAGCACCCACAAUCCAUGGCCUGCCGGAUUGCCUCUUCCACAUCCACCCACACAAUCGCUGUUAUCCGGAUUGCCUAUCGCCUGGACAGCCUUGACAACCUCUGCCUUCUACCUUGUAACAUCCAUUGACAACCUUGUGAUCCUUCCGCGGGACCUCUCGAUAUGGUUUAUGCUAUUGUUUUGGAGCUCGGAUGUGCUGCAUGUCAUUGACGUGCCUCCCUUGUUUGACUUCCGCAGUUCCCGUGAAACAUGGACAUGUUCAAGAGGUUGCAGAGUGUCGAGGACGGGAUUAUUGUUUAGGGCCAGGAAAGGAUAUCGAUGUGAUGAUGCAAAUAGAUGAAAACAGUAAGUUUUCGUCCAUCCUUUCACCUCUUUGACUCUGUUCCAGCCGGAUGCAUCCGAUGUGAGUGCAUGAGGUCGGCCAAGGACGACCUAUACCGCGGAAGAAAGAAUCAACAGUUUCAGCACAAAACGCCACCUACUGAAGAUCCAACAAAUUAGGAAACAUUGCAGAAUGAGUGGCUGUAUAGGCGACUUGUUGACGCGAACACGCGGCUACCCACCUCGUGCAUUGCUAGCGACCUGAACCCGUUCAAGUCAGUAGCAAAACAUACACAAUCGACUUACCAGACUCUUGUUCUCAUUCUUGUGCUCCUCAUGGGUUCCCUUGGAUAUCCUGUUUCUUGCUUUCUUGCACUCUCCAUAUCUGCUCCCUGGAUACCUUUGCAUCGGCAUCGGAUAGGAUCUCUUGUCACUUGCACCUGGUCUGAAUUCAAUAUCCAUGUCUUGUGUGCUGUAUACACGUUGCUGUACAUUCUGCCUUGAGGCAACGAAACACCUCGGGUCGUCCUGCAUGGCACACCUGCAGUACCCUGUUCAGCGCUUAUACUCCACAGACUCACCUUUUCACCAUUUUCCUUUGCCCGAUCGGCGAUGGGUAGGAUACUUAUCCUCGUGGGUCGUAAUGCCAUUGCAUUCAUCACCCUGGGACUCUCUUGUUUCUCCUCUCCAUCGAUGUGCGGCAAUACUCGUAUCGGCCCCUCUGGUGACUGAAGGAGUUUCCUUCUCCAGAUUUUCACCAGGAUCUUCCUCCCCUCCAUUCUCAAGGCUAUCUAUCCCUGCAACUUGCGACUUGCCUAUGUCAGCGCUUAACCUGAACCUUUUCACACACCUUGAUCGCUUUAUCCUUUCAUCGACACACUGGCAGUCGUUCCAGUUUCUGUGCUUCAAGUUGCCGCCGCGCGCGACCCUGUUGGACAAUACAAUCUGGACCUUUGGAGGUGCUUGUGUAAGAGUUGUAUAACUCUGUGUUACCUGGAAUCGCCUUGUGUUACUCAGACUUGCCUUGUUCCUUGUCCAUGCUGACGGACACUUCGACAUAUGGUGCUGUAUUCCCUGCUUCAGUGGUAAGAGGUUCAAGCCCGACGAUCGAAGUUUCGUUCGAUCAUCGACGUGGCAAGUCCAGAUCGUGAUCGUUGGUGUGCUUUCAUCCUCAAUAGGCCUCCAGGUUUCCGUCAGCAUUUCGUCUUGUUGUAAGUCCUCUUUGUACGUAUUGUCCUGCGCCCUUCACUAUAAGGUCCUCGGGUCCGAAGACCGAGGUAGGACUCGCGUUCGUUCCUAUUUUCCUAUUCUGAUAUCAUGAACUCGACCUUAGGUUGUGAAACGUUUAGAUGCUUCGUGAUGGCUUGCCCCUUGUACAAGGGAAUCCCGGACCCGACGUCCGAUCCGAGGGGUGGGCAAACAAUAACUAUGUCUUGUGAUGUCAUCUUGCUUGUUUUUGAUGUUCACCGUUUGAGCCUUCGAGUAUCCUACGAGGACCUCGGCGUACUUCACGUCUCCUGUGUAUAUGUACAAGCAACACGGCUCUUCGUUCCAGUGGUUCCUUCUUCUUAGGUUUUCGGUGAAGGUCUAUCAUGUUAGACUCAUCCGCUGGUAACGCUGUAUGAACUCACCUUCAUCCAUCAUAAGCUUUGACCUAUCAUAAUUGUCAUGUCGAACCUUUAUUGUCUUGAACCCGUUUGUCGUUCUUUUGUUCUUCGAGGAUUUAUAUAUAAGGUCCUUUGAAUGUCG
Messenger RNA from Somion occarium, 2137 nucleotides. Lineage: Eukaryota; Fungi; Basidiomycota; Agaricomycetes; Polyporales; Cerrenaceae. The record is from the annotation of a GenBank genome assembly.